Messenger RNA from Loxodonta africana (African savanna elephant), 9980 nucleotides. RefSeq names its product DEAD-box helicase 1 (gene DDX1). Gene Ontology annotation, cellular component: nucleolus. The record is from RefSeq and is a predicted model, not a curated record. Gene Ontology annotation, biological process: rRNA processing. Gene Ontology annotation, molecular function: protein binding; ATP binding; RNA helicase activity. Bases 63 to 2285 code for a protein of 740 amino acids. Lineage: Eukaryota; Metazoa; Chordata; Mammalia; Proboscidea; Elephantidae. The transcript has 27 exons.
GUGUCACUGAGAAGGGAGGGAGGGUGGAAGAGAGUGAGCAAAGUGCGGAGGACAGUGCGAAGAUGGCGGCCUUCUCCGAGAUGGGUGUUAUGCCUGAGAUUGCACAAGCUGUGGAAGAAAUGGACUGGCUUCUCCCAACUGAUAUCCAGGCAGAAUCUAUCCCUUUGAUCCUUGGAGGAGGUGAUGUACUUAUGGCUGCAGAAACAGGAAGUGGAAAAACAGGUGCUUUCAGUAUUCCAGUUAUUCAGAUAGUUUAUGAAACUCUGAAAGAUCAACAGGAAGGCAAGAAGGGAAAGGCAACAAUUAAAACUGGUGGUUCAGUGCUGAACAAAUGGCAAAUGAACCCGUAUGACAGAGGAUCUGCUUUUGCAAUUGGGUCUGAUGGUCUUUGUUGUCAAAGCAGAGAAGUGAAGGAAUGGCAUGGAUGUAGAGCUACUAAAGGAUUAAUGAAAGGGAAACACUACUAUGAAGUAUCCUGCCAUGACCAAGGAUUAUGUAGAGUUGGCUGGUCUACAAUGCAGGCUUCCUUAGACCUAGGUACUGACAAGUUUGGAUUUGGCUUUGGUGGAACGGGAAAGAAAUCCCAUAAUAAACAGUUUGAUAAUUAUGGAGAGGAAUUCACUAUGCAUGAUACCAUUGGAUGUUACCUCGAUAUAGAUAAAGGACAUAUCAAGUUCUCCAAAAAUGGAAAAGACCUUGGUCUGGCAUUUGAAAUACCAUCACAUAUAAAGAACCAAGCCCUCUUUCCUGCCUGUGUUUUGAAGAAUGCUGAAUUAAAAUUCAACUUUGGUGAAGAAGAAUUUAAGUUUCCGCCAAAAGAUGGUUUUGUUGCUCUUUCCAAAGCACUGGAGAGUUACGUUACCAAAUCGCAGCACACAGGUAGUGCACAGGUGGCACAAACGAAGUUCCUCCCCAACGCUCCAAAAGCUCUCAUCGUCGAACCCUCCCGGGAGUUAGCUGAACAAACCCUGAAUAACGUCAAGCAGUUUAAGAAAUACGUUGAUAAUCCUAAAUUAAGGGAGCUUCUGAUAAUUGGAGGUGUUGCCGCCCGGGAUCAGCUUUCUGUUUUGGACAAUGGGGUAGAUAUAGUUGUAGGCACCCCGGGAAGACUAGAUGAUUUGGUGUCAACUGGAAAGCUGAACUUAUCUCAAGUUAGAUUCCUGGUCCUGGAUGAAGCUGAUGGGCUUCUUUCUCAAGGCUAUUCUGAUUUUAUAAAUAGGAUUCACAGUCAGAUUCCUCAGAUUACCUCUGAUGGGAAACGACUUCAGGUGAUUGUUUGCUCUGCUACUUUGCAUUCUUUUGAUGUAAAGAAGCUGUCUGAGAAGAUUAUGCACUUUCCCACUUGGGUUGAUUUAAAAGGAGAAGAUUCCGUUCCUGAUACCGUACAUCAUGUUGUUGUCCCAGUGAAUCCCAAAACUGACAGACUCUGGGAGAGGCUUGGAAAAAAUCACAUUCGAACUGACGAAGUACACGCAAAAGACAACACUAGACCUGGUGCUAACAGUCCAGAGAUGUGGUCUGAAGCUAUUAAAAUCCUGAAGGGGGAGUAUGCUGUCCGGGCAAUCAAGGAACACAAGAUGGAUCAAGCAAUUAUCUUCUGUAGAACCAAAAUUGACUGUGAUAACUUGGAGCAGUAUUUUAUGCAACAAGGAGGAGGACCAGAUAAAAAAGGACACCAGUUCUCCUGUGUUUGUCUUCAUGGUGACAGAAAGCCUCAUGAGAGAAAGCAAAACUUGGAAAGAUUUAAGAAAGGAGAUGUAAGAUUCUUGAUUUGCACAGAUGUGGCUGCUAGAGGAAUUGAUAUCCAUGGCGUGCCUUAUGUUAUAAAUGUCACCCUCCCGGAUGAAAAGCAAAACUAUGUACAUCGAAUUGGCAGGGUAGGAAGGGCUGAAAGGAUGGGUCUGGCCAUUUCUCUGGUAGCGACAGAAAAAGAGAAGGUUUGGUACCAUGUAUGUAGCAGCCGUGGAAAGGGGUGUUACAACACAAGACUCAAGGAGGAUGGUGGCUGUACAAUAUGGUACAAUGAGAUGCAGUUGCUAUCUGAGGUAGAAGAACACCUGAACUGUACCAUUUCUCAGGUUGAGCCAGAUAUAAAGGUCCCAGUGGAUGAAUUUGAUGGGAAAGUUACCUAUGGUCAAAAAAGGGCCGCUGGUGGUGGAAACUAUAAAGGCCAUGUGGAUGUUUUGGCACCUACAGUUCAAGAGUUGGCUGCCCUUGAAAAGGAGGCACAGACAUCUUUCCUGCAUCUUGGCUACCUUCCUAACCAGCUGUUCAGAACCUUCUGAUUUUAACAUACACUAAGCUAGAACUUGGAUGUGGUAUUAGUGAUCCAGUUUCCACCUAGGGAAUGACAGAGCAGCAAGGCAGAAGGAACCCAGGUGACCUUUCAAAGAGAGAUGCCUACUCUGUCUGGACUGCCUGUUGCAGUGGCUUGAUCUUACCUGAACCAUUGUAUAUUUAGGUCUCUUUGUUGUAGAAGAUUAGCCUCUACCCUAACUAAUACAGAGUGCUAGAGGUGCUUGAAAGUUCAAAAAAUGUUAAAUGUUAACCAUCAAAUGUUAGUAUUUCUGACUCAUAGCUUUAGCUUGGUCCAUUGUAUAGUAUAAAAAUUUAUAAGUGUACUCAUAGAUCCCAUGUCAGUAGCUCUAUAGGUCUUCUCUAAACAGAAGUGCCAAGACUUGCCUCAACUUCAACAUAUAAUAGAUGUGGCCUGAGGUCUUUGUGAGUCAUGGCACAUUCCUCCUUAUUACCUAUGUUGUCUUCCACUCACUGCUCCUCCCCUACCUUUAAGCUUUGAUUGUUUUCGUAUGAAAGAGUUACUCUUUCACAGUGACUGAAGUGGUUUUUUGCUUGGGUUUUUUUUUUCUCCCCCUUCGGUUGUUUCAAAUUUUAAUGAACUUAUAUGAACAGCUUUAUGUAUUCACUGUAUUGCUCAUGUGGCAUAUACUUCGAGCCCCUUAAUGGGACAGACCCACUUGAGAAAGUAUAGAAAACCAAAUAAAAGGAUCAAAUGCUUUCAUUGCCUAGGGAUGUUUGCCUGAAGAGAACUGGAUUGUAAAGGAUUCUAACUAGUUGUCCUGUAGUUAGUUAUAAGAUCACCAAAACUUUUCUGUACUUCAUUUUUAAUAUAUCUUUUGAAAAAAUUGGAGACUUCAGAUUAAUUUCCCCCCCCUCUACUUUUUAUAGUCACAUUCCCAGAGAAGUUCACUGCUUACAUGUUGGUUCCUUUUUUUUUUCCUAUAAAUGCUUUGGUAUAUAGCUUAGAUCAUAUUGCAUAUAUAAAUUUGUAUCUUUAUUUAACACUAGCAUUUUUCUUACUAUAAAUACUUUAAUGGCUGCCUAAUCCAUUGAGGAUGCUAUGGUUUAUGUAACCAUUGAACUUUUCCUGCUCAUGGACAUUGAGGGGAAUUGAAAAGGAUGCGAACUUCAGAGUGUUAGGCCUGGAUUUGAAUCCCAGCUCUAAUCCAUUCCAGCAGUAUAACAGAAGGCAAGGUACUUAGGAUCUUUAAACUUUAGUGUCUUUGUUCAUAAAAAUGGUGAAAAUAACUCACUUCAUUCAGGAUAUUGUAAAACAUUUAGUGAAAUGUCCAGUAGAUUGGAGAUACUCAUUCUGUAUUUUAUAGUAUUCAGACUAGACAUUUUUCCCAUGUUACAUAUAAUGCGGCCAUGAACAUCUGUGGGUUGUUUUCUUGGACUACAUUCCUAAACGUGGGGUUACUGAAUUCAAACAUUUUUAAGGGUCAUCAUCACCAGAUUGUUUUCAGAAAGGGUUGUACUGGUUAUAUCACACUAAUAAUAUAGGAAUUCUGUGUGAUGGCUUUACAAACUUAAAUUUAACUUGGAAUGCAAAAGUAGGAAACAAAAAAAGAUCAGUAGUUGGAAAAUAUGGCCUUGGUGUUAGAAAUGACGCCAGAGAUGGCAUGAUGGAAUUUUGCAAGACCAACGACUUACUCAUUGCAAAUACCUUUUUUCAACAACAUAAAUGGCAACUGUGCAUGUGGAUCUCACCAAAUGGAAAACACAGGAAUCAAAUCGACUACGUCUGUGGAAAGACACAAUGGAAAAGCUCAAUAUCAGCAGUUAGAAAAAGACCAGAUGCUGACUGUGGAACAGGCCGUCAGUUGCUCAUAUACAAGUACAAGUUGAAGCUGAAGAAAAUUAAAACAAGUCUACGACAGUCAAAAUAUGACCUUGAGUAUAUCCCACCUAGAGACCAUCUCCAGAAUAGAUUUGACACAUUGAACACUAAUGAUAGAAGACCAAACUGCUAAUGAUAGACCAGACUGCUAAUGAUAGAAGCCCAGACUGCUAAUGAUAGAAGACCAGAUAAUUUGUGAGGUUACAUCAAGGACAUCAUACAUGAAGAAAGCAAAAAAAGGUUGUUAAAAAGACAGGAAAGAAAGAAAAGACCAAAAUGGAUGUCAGAAGAGGUUCUGAAACUUGCUCUUAAACGUGGGGUAGGUAACGCGAGUGAAUGAAAUGAUGAAAUAAAAGAGCUGAACGGAAGAUCUCAAAGGGUGGCUUGAGAAGAUAAAGUAUUAUAAUGAAAUGUACAAAGACGUGGAGUUAGAAAACCAAAAGGGAAGCACAUGCUCAGCAUUUCUCAAGCUGAAAGAACUGAAGAAGAAAUUCAAGCCUCGAGCUGCAAAUUUUGAAGGAUUCUAUGGGCAAAAUAUUGAAGGACACAGGAAGCACCAAAAGAAGGUGGAAGGAAUACACAGAAUCAUUAUACCAAAAAGAAUUGGUAGAUGUUCAGCCUUUUCAGGAGGUAGCAUAUGAUCAGGAACCUAUUGUACUGAAGGAAGAAGUCCAAACUGCACUGAAGGCUUUGGUGAAAAACAAGGCUUCAGGAAUUGACAGAAUACCAAUUGAGAUGUUUCACAAGCAGAUGCAGCAAUGAAGGUGCUCACUCAUCUAUGCCAAGAAAUUUGGAAGAUAGGUACCUGGCCAGCUGACUGGAAGAGAGUCUAUUUGGGCCCAUUCCAAAGAAACGUGAUCCGCCAGAAUGCGGAAAUUCUCAAACAGUAUCAUUAAUAUCACACACAAGUAAAAUUUUGCUGAAGAUAAUUCAAAAGUGGUUGCAGCAGUACAUCAACAUGGAAUUGCCAGAAAUUCAAGCUGGAUUCAGAAGAGGACGUGGAACGAGGGGUAACGUUGCUCAUGUCAGGUGGAUCUUGGCUGAAAGCAGAGAUUAGCAAAAAGAUGUGUUUUAUUGACUAUGCAAAGGCAUUUGAUUGUGUGGAUCAUUACAAAUUAUGUUGUGCUCCUGAGGAACCUGUACUUAGACCAAGAGCACUUAAUUGUGCUCCUGAGGAACCUGUACUUAGACCAAGAGGCAGUUAUUCAGACAGAACAAGGGGAUACUGCUUGGUUUAAAGUCAGGAAAGGUGUGCGUCAGGUUGUAUCCUUUCACCAUGCUUAAUCAAUCUGUAUGCUGAGCAAAUAAUCCGAGAAGCUGGACUGUAAGAAGAACAGGACAUCAGGAUUGGAGGAAGACUCAUUAACAACCCACAGUAUGCAGAUGACACAGCCUUGCUUGCUGAAAGUGAAGAGGACUUGAAGCACUUACUGAUGAAGAUCAAAGACCACAGCCUUCAGUAUGGAUUACACCUCAACGUAAAGAAAACACAAAUCCUUACAAUUUUGGACCAAUAAGCAACAUCGUGAUAAAAUAUUGAAGUUGUCAAAGAUUUCAUUUUACUUGGAUCCACAAUCAACACCCAUGGAAAUAGCAGUCAAGUCAUCAAAUGAUGUAUUAUUGCACUGGGCAAAUCUACUGCAAAAGACCUUUUUAUAUGUGUUAGAAAGCAAUGAUGUCACCUUGAGGACUAAGAUGCACCGGACCCAAACUGUGAUACAUUUAGUUGCCUCAUAUGCACGCUAAAGCUGCUCAGUGAACAAGGAAGACCGAAGAGGAAUCGAUUAAUUUGAAUUGUGAUGCUGGCGAAGAAUACUGAACAUACCACGGACUGCCAGAGGAACAAACAAGUAUAUCUUGGAAGUGUUCCUUGGAAGGGAGGAUGGCGAGACUUCAUCUCACAUAAUUUGGACAUGUUAUCAGGAGGGACCAUUCCCUGGAGAAGGACAUAUGCUUGGUAAGGUAGAGGGUCAGCAAAAAAGAGGAAGACCCUCGACAAGAUGGACUGGCACAGUGGCUGCAACAAUGGGCUCAAAUAUAGCAAUGAUUGUCAGGGUGGUGCAGGGCUGGGCAGUGUUUCGUUCCGUUGUUCGGAGGGUCCCUAUGAGUCAGAACUGACUCAUCAACACCUAACAAGUAUAACUUGCAGUAUGUAGUUUGUUUUCUUACAGUCUCCGCCUAUGGUGUAUGAAUUAGUGCUGGCUGCCUAGCAAAAAGUCUGUACCGCACGUUCCGUGCACCACACCCCUCCCCCACCACAUCCUACUCUAUUACAAACGAGGAUCCAGACUUGUUUUAGGUAAGGUUGCGGCUUCUUUCUUUUUUCUUUGCUUUUUUAUGGUGGAAGUGCAUAUGGCAGUGACUGAGAACUGCCCAGAUUAAAAAAAAAAUUGAUUCCUUGCCAAUUUCAUAUGGAUAGAACCAUUUAAUCACAUUUCUCACCUUGUUCUCCUGACUUAAAAGGGAACUAUGUGCUUUACUGCAGUUUGAAUGAGAUACAUAAAAUAAGAAAAAUGUGUAAGUAAAUACAAAAAUGAGGCUACCUUGGGUAGAUUCUCUUCUCAUAAUUUUAUCAUUUCCCUAUAGAUGCUGACAAUUUCAGAAAUACUCCCAGAGGUUUUUUUUUUUUUAAGUGACCUUUAUUUGAUGGAAAAGGAGUAUUUGUUAGAAGGGAAAAAGUGCAGUGGAACAGGAAGGAAAGGGAGGGGUACUAUUUUGCUACUCCAAAAGUAGUUGAUAGAGAAUUCCUUUGGAGGGAGGAUUAGAAGGGAAAUUUUUGCUAUUGUUGUCUGUUCUGUUGCUUUAAAUAAUCACCUUUCAUUUAAAAAUCAUCUAAAACUCCAGUUUUUCUGGUAAAGUUUACACUCUUAACUGAUCAGAAGAGUUGAGGGGAAUUUGAAAGAACUUAGAGUCAAGUGGAAACCCUGGUGGCAUAGUGGUUAAGAGCUAAGGCUUCUAACCCAAAGGUCGGCAGUUUGAAUCCACCAGGCAGUCCUUGAAAAUUCUGUGGGGCAGUUCUGCUCUGUCCUGUAGAGUCGAAAUAGACUCGACUGCAACAGACGUGGUUUUUUUUCUUUUAAGAGUCAAGCAGGCCUGGCUAUGAUCCCAAGGAUAGUGACUGACUUCUAGUUAAAGCUGAAUCACUUACAGAGGUAACCCCGCCUAGGGUGGCAGCUGGGAACCUUCAUUUUAACCAGUUCUUCAGGUGAUUGUGAUGCAGAUGGUCCUUGUACCACUGUUUGAGAAACACUUAGGGAGAACUAGGUACUAUAGCUUUUAUUCUCGCUGCAGUCCUUUAUCCUGAGGCUUACCUGUGCCCGUUGCUGUCCAGUCGAGAAACACUUAGGGAGAACUAGGUACUAUAGCUUUUAUUCUCGCUGCAGUCCUUUAUCCUGAGGCUUACCCGUGCCCGUUGCUGUCCAGUCGAUUCCCACUCAUAGCGACCCUACAGGACAGAGUAGAACUGCUCCAUAGAGUUCCAAAGACCACCUGGUGGAUUUGAACUGCUGACCUUUUGGUUAGCAGCCAUAGCUCUUAACCACUACGCCACCAGGGUUUCCUCCUGAGACUUAGGCAAUAUGAUGUAGAGGGACAGUCAGAGAGAGAGAAGCUUGCUAUACUAGAUCACCUAUCUUCUGGUGCUGGCCCACUGCCUUUCUACCAAAAAUUUUCACCUUAGUCCCCUCCUCAUAGAUUAGUGGUUUGCAACGCUGGCUGCACACUGGGUCACCUGAGGAGCUUUAAAAGAAAAACCAGUGUCUGUGCUUUACCUCCAGAAAUUCUGAUUUAAUUGUUCUGGGGUGGGACCUGGGUGCCCCAGGUGAUGCAGAUGUUCUGCCAUGGUUGAGAACUUCUGCUGUAGACUGAGCCUGACUUGAUUUUUCUUGGUCCUGUCAUAAACCUUUGUAUGUCCUCUACACAUGCCUAAGCUAAUAAUACAUCUUAAAGUAAAAUACAGUUUAGGCUCAAGCUGGAACCCUUGCUAUAGAACUAUGUAGUAGAGGUUAUUGUAGAGAAAUACUUUGAUAAAAAUGGCAUGAUGUAUAAUUUUGGAGAAACUGAUAAAAUUAUUUUAAAAGUAGAUUUUGUAGCCAGUUGAGUUUAACUCACUUCAAAAUAGUCACUUUGCAAAUUUAGACAAGGCUUUCAAGGAUGCUUCAAUUUUUCAGUAUCUAUUUGGCCUUUUCUUUUUAUUUGUUUUAGACAUUACCACUUUGUUUUUAUUUGAAACAUUGCCAUUGUUUUUGACAGGGCCACUUUAUAGGCCUUUGGAAAUCAUUGGUUCAACCCAGUAUUUUACCUCAGGUCUAGUUCCCCAGCUUUUUAAUUCAUCCUGUUCACCAGAAAUGGCCCUGGUUGGAUGUUCCCUGUUGUUUCCUCCACCCAAAUCCCAGUUGAAGGACAGAUAUUUGCUACUGCCAAAGUAGGACUCAGAAGAGGCAGCCAGAGGACGCAUGUCUGUAGGGCAAGAAUUGGAUGUUAAGGGCUUUUCAGUUUUUUUUGUGGUGGGUCAGGGCCGCAGGGAAGGGAACCUAGGUUAGAAAACCCUGAUCAGAAUGGGAAUUUGCAAGAUGGAGGUUAGAGUCAGGAUAGGGCCAGCUGAAUAUCGGAGCAAUGAUGUCUGAUAAUGAGUUUUAAAUUUUCUUUCUCUGUAUUGUGAUAUCCUCAAAUCUUAGCAACUAGGUUAGGUAUGUGUCUUAGUUAUCUAGUAUUACUCUAACAGAAAUACCACAAGUAGAUGGCUUUAACAAAUAAAAGUUCAUCUUCUUACAGUUUAGGAGGCUAGAAGUCUGAAUUCAGGGCAUAGGCUCUAGGGGAAAGGCCUUUUCUCUUUUCAGCUUCUGUUUCUGGUUCCUCGGAGAUUUCAUUUGGUAUGGCAUCUAUCUUUCCCCUUCUCUGCUUACUUGCUUUUGUGCUUGUUCGAUCUGCGUCUUUUAUAUCUUGAAAGAAUUGAUUUAAAACACAGCCUACACUACUGCUGCCACAUUAAGAUAAUAAAGAAAACCCCCUCCCAAAUGGGAUUAUAACCACAAGUUUAGAGGUUAGGAUUUACAAUGCGUAUUUUUGGGGGACAUAAUUCAAUCCGUAACAGUACAAUAGUAUGGUGUGGGUAUUAAGGAGGGUUGUUUCUGUGCUUGGACAAAGUGGUGUUGAAGGGUGUGUGGGAGCUGGUUAGGACCCCAUCCUGCAAGAAAUUGUCACAAUGGCAGGAGGGGACAAGAAAGCUACCUGGAGCAGGGGUCUAAAGUUUGGAAAAGUGACAACUAGGCUUGGUGACAGGCUUAGCAAGCACUCCCAAAAAUUCUUAGACAUAGUUGAGAGGGCACUGGCUAGCCUGCAAUGCAAAGUUAGAAGCUUGAGGUAUUUUGUUUGGCAUUUUUUUUUUUUUUUUAAGAGGCUAGCAAUUUGGAGAUACUGGAUUAUACACAUAUCAUUAAAUACCAUCCACUUAAAAUGUGGUGUUAGCUCUAUUGGUUGUAAUAACAAACUCUAUCGUAUUCUUCCAUCCAUAAUUUGUUAUUUCUUUCCCCACUGUUGUUGGCUUACAACCCAGCACCAUUUGAAUACUUUCCUACAAAAUUAUACAGAUGUAGUAGGGCCUACCCACAAAACCUCUUGUGGGUUUGGUGGCUUGUCAUUUCCCACUUGGGUACACCAGGUGGCGCUAAGGUUACACCAUGAAUACCCACAAAGACCUGAACACUUGUGCUGGUGUAUUUUUACCACUUGGGGUCAGUUGAGGAUUAUCUGACUUCCUAGUUUUCUUCUAAGUAAAUCAUAGAAUUCAGAGAAAUUAUUUCUCCUUACAUCUGUCAGAGGCUGUGGGAUUUUUUUUUUUUUU